Molecule: messenger RNA, 1695 nt
Organism: Tilletiopsis washingtonensis
Lineage: Eukaryota; Fungi; Basidiomycota; Exobasidiomycetes; Entylomatales
Product: DUF747-domain-containing protein
Exons: 4
Coding region: 1-1695 (564 amino acids)
Biological process (GO): maintenance of protein localization in endoplasmic reticulum
Cellular component (GO): endoplasmic reticulum membrane
Source: RefSeq, a predicted model, not a curated record
AUGGCGCAGCCCAGCAGUCUCUGGGACUAUCUGCGUGAAGAGGUGCUGGCGACCGACUUUGACAGCACGCAGGAGAUGAAGUGGGAGCGCGUGACGAACUUCAUCGCCAUUCCCUUCUGGAUGGAGAAGAUCAUCGGCUUUGGCUUUGUCGUCUGCCUCGAUUCGUUCCUGUACACCUUCACGAUCCUGCCGCUGCGCUUCGCCGUGGCGCUGUUCACCUUGGUCCGGCAUAAUGUGGUCUGGGCGCUCGGCGGCCAGAGGCGGCACCUGCACUCCUCGCACAAGUGCGAUCUGCUCAAGACGGCGCUCAUCGUGCUCUCGUGCACGAUUCUGUCGCGCAUCACCGACGCGAGCAAGAUGUACCACAGCGUGCGCGGCCAGGACGUUGUCAAGCUCAGCGUGAUCUUCAACGUGCUUGAGAUCGCCGACCGCCUCUGCUGCAGCUUCGGCCAGGACCUGCUCGACAGCCUCUUCUCGCGCAUCACUCUGGCGCGGCGGAAAGACGGGCGGCAGCCAUACCUGCGCCCCGCAGGCUUCUUCCUGCUGUCGCUGGCGUACGUGCUUGCGCACACCUUUGUGCUGUUCUACCAGCUCGUCACGCUCAACGUUGCCAUCAACUCGUACGACAAUGCGCUGCUCACGCUGCUGCUCUCGAACCAGUUCGUCGAGAUCAAGGGCAGCGUGUUCAAGAAGUUCGAGAAGGAGAACCUUUUCCAGCUGACGUGCGCGGACAUCGUCGAGCGCUUCCAGCUCACGCUCAUGCUCUCGGCGAUCGGCAUGCGCAACCUCAUCGAGGUCGCGGGCAUCACGGCGAGCAUCGACGGCGGCACCGGCCCGUUGCCGACGAGCUUCACCGUGUUUCCCAGCUUCAACACGCUCGAGACGGUCAUCGCGCCUGUCGCCAUCGUGCUCGCGUCGGAGUGCAUCGUCGACUGGCUGAAGCAUGCCUUCAUCACGAAGUUCAACCACAUCCGCCCGGCCGUGUACGGCCGCUUCAUGGACGUCCUCUGCCGCGACCUGGUCGUCGCAGGCCCGGCCACGGGACGCUCCUCGUCGUCCGGCACGCGCAAGCACACCUUCGUCGACCAGAGCCCGCUCGUUGCGCGGCGUCUCGGCUUUGCGGCGCUCCCGCUCGCCUGUCUACUCGUACGCAUCACGAUGCAGAUCCUCGGCAUGCUCCGCGAUACCAGCCACUACGACGAGUGCGCCGCGCCGUACCGCCCACCGGCGCGCUUCACCAUGGGCCACGGCGUCGCGCAGUUCUUUGCUGCGAUCCUCGGCGCUCGCGACCCCGAGAGCGCGGUGAACCACGCCGCCGAGGUGGUGGUGCGCAGCGCAGCGUGGAUCCUGACAGGGCUAGUGACCUGGGUCUUCCUCGUUGGCCUGAAGCUCAUCCUCGGCACCAAUCUGGUGAGCUUCGCCUCGCACCGCUACGCCACGAUGCAGCAGCGCGAGCGCGAGGAGGAGCUCAACGCCCGCGACCGCGCGCCCAUUGGAGUGGACCGCGACGAGAAGGCGUACGACGCCAAGAUCGCGGAGCUCGUCAACCACAAGGAAGACGACGCCACGCGCAUCGGGCUGCACGGCCAGCAGGACCCGGGUGCCGCGGGCCAGGACAGCAAGAAGAAGGCCGGCCCCAUCGGCUCGCUCAUGGACGUCAGCCGCUACUCGAUGAUCAAGAGCCGCAUCUGGUAG